AUGCGCAAGCAACAACAAGAAUCUAAUGAUGGCCAAAAGCAAAAUUCGGAGAAUGGAGAGAUAAUAAUAUGGUCUGCGGAGGAUUUUCAGGAAUUUGAAGAUGUUGAAAAGAGGUUUGAGUUAGUCUGGAAAGAAGAUGCGUUAAGAAAUAAGAGAGUCUACUAUGAUUCUACGUCAAGAGCAACUCAAUGGCGUAAACGAAAAGCAGAAGAAGAAUUAAAAAGACAUGCACAUUCAUUUGCAAAAAUUGAUACCUUUUUUCAACCAUUAACAUUAAUAUCAUCACCGGCCUUGGUAUCAACAUCAGAAUUUACAUCUCCAUUACCAUCGUCUUUCUUUUCUGACUUACAAGCAUGUUUAGAAGAUCUGAGUAAUCGUUGCAAAAUUCUUAAAUCAAACAAUUCUUAUGACACAUAUGAAUAUAUACAACUUUUAAGUUUACAUCAAUAUUAUCAGUUGUGUUUGAAUGGGAUGGGGAAGAUGAAUGCAAGUUUGCAGGUUGCAAAAGAUUUUUGGGGAAAGGGUGACUACAUGUCACGUUGUAUUAGAACUUGGGGUAAUUAUUUUUUGCUUAAUGGUAAGCUUCCUGUUUAUCAACAGGGAAAACAUACAAAAAUUGAGUGUUUGCUUGAUAGUGAAGAAUUUGUUAAUCAAUGUCAAAAAUGGUUACGGCAGCAAAAGCCAGAAUUCCGUCUUUCUAAAGAAUUAAAAAAUUACAUUGAAGAAACAGUCUUUCCUAAGAUGACUGGAUACAUAAAAAAAGAUACAAUUUCAGAAGAAACUUGUCGAAAAUAUAUGCACAUAUGGGGAUAUAAAUAUGAUGAAAAAAGAAAGGAUGUAUUUUAUGAUGGACAUGAAUGCCCAGAUGUUGUUCAGUAUAGGAAAGAAUGGUUAAAGAGAAUGUUUAAUUAUAAACAGCUUAUGAAAGAUUAUAAUGGUGAGAUGUUGGAUGAAAUUAUUGAACCACAACUUCAGCCUGAUGAGAAAGAACAUGUCAUAAUUACACAUGAUGAGAGCCAUUUUUAUGCCAAUGAAGGGCAGAAGAAAUUAUAG
Molecule: messenger RNA, 1053 nt
Organism: Paraglomus brasilianum
Lineage: Eukaryota; Fungi; Glomeromycota; Glomeromycetes; Paraglomerales; Paraglomeraceae
Source: the annotation of a GenBank genome assembly